UUCCAUUAUCUUCUGGUUUUCAUGCUGUCAGAAGCUCAUAUCCUUCUUUUCUUCGACCUAAAAUAUCCCUGCUAGGGAAAUGUAAAGACGAGUACUCCAUUAGAAACAUGUAAUUCAAGAGUAAUAGAAUUAGGCGCGCUGAUCACGGUGGUUAUCUAACCUUAGCUACGGAGCUAGGUUACUUGGACAUCCUUUCAACUUGUUUGCUGGCAGGUUAGCUACGACAGCUAACUUCGCUAUGUGAACUAACUAAGCCAGCAAAGUGGUGAUAACUAAAGUCCGUGCAACUCUCCGCAAAUGUUUGGCUCUUUGACUUGAUAGGUGCUACAAGUUGCUCUCAUGUGCCCAUGGAGAAGGCGGCCUUUGAGGGGUGGCUGGAGUCAGUCUCUGCCACUUUCCUUACUCUAAACGACCAGCAGCGUAACCAGUCCCUGGACCACCUAAUAUCUUUGAGUGGUGCUGUCCAGCUUCGUCAUCUGUCGAAUGGACUAGAGACGCUGCUCAAACGUGACUUCCUGCGCCUCCUUCCUCUGGAGUUGACCUUCUACCUGCUGCGCUGGCUCGAUCCUCAAACCCUGCUCACCUGCUGCCUCGUCUGCAAACAAUGGAAUAAGGUGAUAAAUUCAUGUACAGAAGUGUGGCAGGGUGUGUGCCGGAAGCUUGGAUGGAGGAUUGAUGAGUCCAUUCAGGAUGCAUCGCACUGGAAGGGGGUCUACCUGAAGGCUAAACUGCGUAUGAUGCAGCUAAAGGAUCAGGAGGCCUUUGAGACAUCGUCACUCAUCGGCCACAGUGCUCGAGUAUAUGCUCUCUACUAUAAGGAUGGACUCCUCUGCACAGGAUCUGAUGACCUCUCUGCUAAGUUAUGGGAUGUGCGCACUGGACAGUGCAUUUAUGGAAUUCAGACACACACCUGCGCCACGGUAAAAUUUGAUGAACAAAAGCUGGUGACUGGAUCUUUCGACAACACCAUUGCAUGCUGGGAGUGGAGCACAGGAGCUAAAAUCCAGCAGUUCCGGGGCCACACAGGAGCAGUCUUCAGUGUGGACUACAAUGAUGAGUUGGAUAUACUGGUCAGUGGUUCUGCAGACUUCUCUGUGAAGGUCUGGGCUUUGUCUGCUGGUGCCUGUCUCAACACUCUGACCGGACACACAGAAUGGGUCACCAAGGUGAUACUACAGAAGAGUGAAGUAGAAUCAGUGGUGCAUAGUCCUGGUGAUUACAUACUCCUAAGUGCUGAUAAGUAUGAAAUUAAGGUCUGGCCACUAGGCCGAGAAAUCAACUGUAAAUGUUUGAAGACACUGUCAGUGUCAGAGGACCGCAGCAUCAGCCUUCAGCCUCGCCUGCAGUUUGAUGGACGCUAUAUUGUCUGCAGCUCUGACCUUGGAGUUUAUCAGUGGGACUUUGCCAGUUUUGAGAUUCUCAGGGUGAUAAAAAUGCAGGACCCAGCCAACCUAUCCCUGCUCAGCUUUGGUGAGGUGUUUGCACUCCUUUUCGACAACAACUUUCUGUAUGUGAUGGACCUGAGGACAGAGGCUAUCUCAGGCCGUUGGCCCCUACCAGCCUACAGAAAAUCCAAACGAGGAUCCAGCUUCCUGGCCGGUGUGACCGCUUGGCUCAACGGCCUGGAUGGGGACAAUGACUCUGGACUAGUGUUUGCCACCAGCAUGCCCGACCAUAGCAUUCACUUAGUACUCUGGAAGGAGAACGGAUAGAAGCCAACAAAGUCUCCAAACCCCAGACUACUAGAACAUGAGCAGCCACCACAUGUGCUCUGGAAUCUUAACUGCCAAGAUAGAUCAUGCAUGGACCAAAGCCUUUUGUUUUUAUUUGUUUCUUUCUCAGCAUACAGUCCUCUUCUAGACACAAACAUGAAAAGUCACAAAUGGAAAUAUAAGGCAAACCAAGACCGACAAUUAAACUGUUACUGAUGUGCAAGAUUCGGUGCUGGAUCAACACUUGCUCCUUAUUUCUGCAGAAUCCUGACAACCUCCUAGUGUUCGUCUGAUCUGGGGCAAAGACAGAGUGAACACAGACUUCUUGAAGAACACAUUGUGUUAGCAACAACAAAACACAAGGCAUCAAAGUUUCUAAACUAAACACAACCAUAGAAAUUCUCCUGUACUGAACUUAGAUGUUAAAGAGUAAAUGUGUUUGGCAGUUUUUGCUCUGUGGUCAGUUUAGCAUUGUGAAGCAAUGAUAUAAAGAUAUUUGUAGUUGACUUUAAUCCAUAGUCUAGUACUUCGGUGCCAUCUCUGGCUGACCUUUUCUUACCAGGAUAAGAUUAAUUGACAUGUGCUGUCCAUGUACAUGAAGUGUUCUACACACAUAUAUGUAGAACACGCCCAAUGCCAAGUUGAUCCCCAAGCUGACUUACUGAAACAUUGGUGUCCUUGAAGAAAAGCACGGUUGCCUUUAACACAGUUGCUGUAAAUAUAGGAGGGCGUCUUCUUUGACAUCAAGUGGCGACAUCAAGAGAGAAAUUCCCUGAGGUUGUUGUAGACCAUCCAAAGGAAAGAAGUUGCAUGCUGAAUCGUCAGUUAAAAAGUGGUUUCGGUACAUAGGUGUGUACCACGUAAAACCAUGUUUUCAUGUAAUUCCAAUGAAUAUGCUUUUCUAAAGGAUGUCUGGUUUAAAUGUCAGCUUGAAAUGAAAUGUGAUGUGCCUUUUCUGUUCAUUUGAUGUUACAACUAGACUUUCUUGCUAACUCCGGCACAUUGCAGUAAGGUUAUGACUGCAUUGUAAAUUGUACUUUUGUGUUGAUUUUUCAUAUUUACUGUGCUCUAACAGUCUAUGUGAUAUGAUGUCUGUAAUUUUAUAGCUAUCUACCUGACAUGACUUGCUCCGAGAAUAGCUUUUAAGAAUCACUGACUGUGUUAAACAUCAGGUUUAUUUUUGUAAAAGGCCUCAAUACAUCGCACAGCUAAGGAAGUGACUUGGCAAGUAGUCAGUUCUGUGCAAAACUACUAUUUUAGACAUGAAAGACGAUUUGAAUAGAUGGCUUUUCUUCCACAACAGGAGAAACUGUGAAAUAUGUCUCAAUUUGGAUUUCUGCUUCUUCUAAACUAAGACUUUCAUCAUCAGUGAAUGCUUAUCCCAGAAUUUUCCUUGACCUCUGCAUUUGCAUUUGCUGGCCCCAGAUCACCACAGAUCGAAAUGUAUUCAUAUGCACUAGGUUUCAUUUAUGACUGAUCCGUUUGUCUUGUACACAGACCGUAUCCUGUUUCUCACAUGGAUAAAUGUACACAGCAGAUGUACAGACCGUUGUUAGUUUAGGUUUUUUCAAAUCUAAUUAAAACACCAUAAACAUUCUGUAUGUUGACUGCUGCUGGACUGUUGCACCACGUUAUGUCUUCUGCCCUGCAGCAUUUAAUUCUGAUAAAAUAUGCAGUCAUAUGACUUGUAUAUAAUGUAUCAAACUAAAACAGGCUGGGAGGAAUGCUGCAUUUCUACAGUUCUUGUCAGUGUAUCUUUUCAGAGUUCAUUUUAUUGCAUUCAAGCACUGCAUUGUGUUUCAUUUCACAAAAUCUUCUGCUUCACUAUCAUAGCCCUCUCACCAGCACCUGUCUAUAUUCUGCUUUAUUACUGCAGGCUUUCAAAUAUAUAACAGUAGCAAAAGUCCCA
Molecule: messenger RNA, 3621 nt
Organism: Stegastes partitus (bicolor damselfish)
Lineage: Eukaryota; Metazoa; Chordata; Actinopteri; Pomacentridae
Gene: fbxw2
Product: F-box and WD repeat domain containing 2
Exons: 9
Coding region: 348-1712 (454 amino acids)
Molecular function (GO): protein binding
Source: RefSeq, a predicted model, not a curated record